This is a messenger RNA of Mangifera indica (mango), 1680 nucleotides long. Its product is annotated as DExH-box ATP-dependent RNA helicase DExH6-like. The transcript is spliced from 4 exons. Lineage: Eukaryota; Viridiplantae; Streptophyta; Magnoliopsida; Sapindales; Anacardiaceae. The record is from RefSeq and is a predicted model, not a curated record. Bases 724 to 1095 code for a protein of 123 amino acids.
ACAUUCUUCUGGCCCAAGAAACCAAAAUAAAACCAAGAAGACGCAAGCUUGAUAGCUGACAAAAUGGGAAAGAACAGACUGAAGAAAGGAGAAGAACCACCACGGCAAAACCCUAAUAUUGCUGAAGCUACUGGGAUUCGAAUAUCUCAAAUACUCCAGGACUUUCGUGUCGCCAAAGAUGAUGGUAAAGCUUCAUCAAAUAUACCAAUUUUGUUCCUGUUUUUCUUUCGCUGUCUAUUGCCCAGUUUAGAAUUUGUUUAUAAUGUCUCAUAUCGAGAUAUUAUCAUGUGAUGAAAGUUCCUGAAUAAAGAUUGGAGGCUCCUGUUUGCUUCUCGUGAAUAUGUGAACUGUUAGUAAAUGAUUUUUUUUUUUUCUUUUGAAUGUUUGUCGAGUUUGGCAUGGACUGUCAUUUUGUUCGGGUUUUUUGGUGAAGUUGUUAUUGAACUUUUUUAGAUUUAUUUAUAAUUUUUUGGAUGCAUUUUAUACGUUUCAAGCCAGUUUGUCGAAUCAUGAACGCCCUGUCGUGCUGCUCGAGCAUGAGGUUUGCAGGAAAUUGGGUAUGAUAUCCAAAAGUUCUGGGUAAGUGCUGAUUACAUUAUUUCAAGUUUGCCAAAGCUAUCAUGUAACUAUAGGAAGUGGGAAUUUGCAUACCUUUUACUAUUUAUUUAAGUUUGGUUAUUUGUUUUACAUUUUAUAGCUUAUUGGCCUGAACUUUAUGUAGACAUGGGAAACAGCAACGUGUUUCUGUUUACAAGGCUUAAAAAAACGCGGAGAAAGGGAAGGAGUAAGAAGAGUCUAAAGUUGUUUUGCAAGAUUUAUUUACGCGACCUACCCGAUGAGGGAGAGUCUGUAGAGAAUUUAGUUGCAAAACAUGGUGAGAAGAAUGUUAAUAAAAAACAAGGAAAAAGAGAUGAUAUUUUCUGCAAGCCUUCGAUGAACAAAGAAGAAUUUGCAGAGAUGGUGGAAUCACUUGCUGCUAUGGUAGAGAAGGAUGCAAACUUGAGACAGGUAACUGAACAGAGGUCAAAUCUUCCAAUUGUCUUCUUCAAGGAUGUCAUCACUUCCAAAAUAGAAUCUAACCAGGUCCCACAAUAGCUGUUAGACCAUACAUGGGGAAAGAGUGAUGCAUGUAAAAUACUGUGCUCAACCUCGACGUAUCUUGGCAACACCAGGUAACGCAUCCUCGAGAAGCACUUCCUGCAGUUCUUGAGGCAUCUAUGCGUGCAAUAGUCUGCAUUCUGUCUUAUGAUGGACUCUCAGGAAUCUGAUUUCCGUCAGAACCUGUGGACUCGGUAACAAGGAUGAUACAAGCCAAUGCCAGAGAGAAGCAGAGAUACAGGUCAUAGUCCAAAUAACUUCCUUAGGUCACUUUUGAACCACGACACCGACCAGAAGGGUACGUUUCAAAGGAACAAGAAAAGGAAAUAAAUCAUCAAGCAGCUAUGAUGGUAGGCCACCAUUACAAGGCCGGUCGAUGGUAGGGGUCCGAGGAGAGAUUCUUUCAAGAGGCAACGUGGGAGCGGGUCUAAACUGCAUUCGUAAUUGAAUCUCAUCUGACUGUAAUGUUGUAGAUCAUCAGAAUUACACCCCAUGAUGUGUUGCUUCUGUGAAUAUUAUAUGGUCUCGAAAGAAACAAGGUUUUUUUCUGUUUUUAUUUUAAUACCAAAUAUAUUUCAACCA